Lichtheimia ornata is the source of this 558-nucleotide messenger RNA. RefSeq lists its product as uncharacterized. The transcript has a single exon. NCBI's taxonomy places the organism in Eukaryota, Fungi, Mucoromycota, Mucoromycetes, Mucorales, Lichtheimiaceae. The record is from RefSeq and is a predicted model, not a curated record. The coding region runs from base 1 to 558 and encodes 185 amino acids.
AUGUCUGUCACCCAGCUACUCAAGAUACUAAAGACUCGAUUGGCUUAUGCACGAUUUAAAGUACAACAUGGUAUGAUUGAUAAAGAUCUGGAUCAAAUUCAACAUGCUGUUGAUCGACGGCUACGAGUGGAAGCUCAACUUAAAGCUGUGUCUUAUGAAUUACCACCAACACCGCCCCGAACACAGCAACGAUCCAUUACAACACGACAACAUCCACAACGACAAAGACAUGAAGAAGAGAUUGCAGCACAAAAUCUUAUGCUCAUGUCUUCUCCUCAACGGCGUUCAUACAAUAGACCUCUUUCUCCUGAUAAUAGCCCUGUACUACCUUCAUUUCAAGAUGUGGUUGCCCAGGUGCCAGGAUACGAUGAAAAAAGCUUUCUCUUAGCCGAGUCUUUAAGAUCUUCUACUGCUACACCACCUCCAGCUGCACCACCUUAUGCACCUGAUAUGAGAUCCCCUUAUUUCCCUCCACCUGGUUGGUCUGGUGUAUUACCCACUGUUACCCUGUCUCCCACAUCGUCACCUGUGUCACACUCCAAAGCAAGUCGGAAAUAA